CCAUCAUCCGAGCCAUCACAAUCCUUCUGCGCUUGUCUUUGAUCUGCAUGGGGUUCAUCCAAAACUAUUCGAAAAGGAAAUUAGAGAAGAUCCAGCAAAGGUUCCACACUAGCUAGCUGGCUACCCAUUCUGUUUUGAAAGAGAUUCCUCUACCCAUUCCUUGGAGCCGGAUUAAUUAACCCAUCGAUCCAGAAGGUAUCCGCCAUCAUGAUGUCCUCCCAACAGAACAACAGAAUACCGUGCAUGCUUCACUAUAUUUGUGGAUUUGUCUUAUUGACAUCCUCAGAAUCCUUCACAUUACAGCGUUGGAACUACAUGUACUAUGCACCCACCACUCCCCCUACUUUUCAGAAUCGGCAAUCCACUGCUCCUGGUUUAUUCAUGAUUUAUGCACCUCCCGGAUCGGGAUAUCACCGUCCCGAAGACGAAGAAUCCAUGUUACCCUCCACGUACGAUCCAAUGAUGGAAUAUCCGGGCACCAUGCGUCCCGGCACUACUCCCGAAAACAUGCCCUUUUCCGAUUUGCCCAUUGCCGAUAGCGAUCCCGAUCCGGUUCCCUGGCCUCACUUUCAACAGAUUGAAUGGCAUCACAAAUGGGAUCCUCCCCACGAAGCCGCUCUGGAAAUGGAAGAAUUCAUUGAACAGCAAGGACGUUGGGCCACACCGGAAAUGGAAGCCGCCAUGCGAGCGGGUGUGCGACAGGGUAUCCGCGAUCGGCAAGAAAAGGAAGCGGCCGAGAAAAAACGGGAUUCUUGGGUCAUUACCGAUGACGACGAUGAGGACGAUCCUCCCAACACGGACAAUAUCGAGUUGGGAGAUGGUAUGUAUGGAUCCAUUGGAUCAGCCGUGGUCGAUGCCAUGACGGCGGAAGCUGUGAGACCCAAGGCAGAAAGUGAGGAGGAGCAGGAAAGUACUGAAGUGGAAGAAGACACGGGUAGCAGCAGCAUGGACGACGAUUUGGAUAGUUUCUUGUUGGAUUUGGGAUUGGAUGCCGAUGUGGAGAUGGAGGAUGAUACGGACAGUAGUGGCAGCAAGAGCGUUGCGGCGGAUGAUGACGCCGAGGAAGAGGAUACUGGUACCACCUUGGAUUUACUGAGUGAUGACGGAGACGUCACGGCAACAAUCAAUGUCGAUGCGGACGACGAUUUGGAUCUAGGAUUGGACGACGAUGAUGAUCUGGACGGGGAUGAUGGAGUGGAAGUACCCCUCGAUGCCUUUGGAGACGACAAUGAUACCCUCAAUGGCGAAGACAUCUUUGAUGAAGGAGGAUUUGAUUUUGACGAUGGUGAUUUCGAUGCAGGCGAUGUGUGGUAGGACCUUGUCUUACCGUACCGUGUCGAUGUGGUACCGUUGAGAAUACCGUAUUCUAUUCGAGGAAAUGAUCCAACAAGGAAGGAACACAAAAUGUGAUCAGAUCAAUUUGAAGAAGUAGCAGUAGAGACUACGGAGAGAACCUCUCCGAUUCAGUGGACAAUAACUAAAUCUACAUUCUUGGGAAGUAGAUCUACCAGCACCGUACUGUCAUGUUGGCUGUUGGAUGUCAUCAGAUUCGAUUCUGCAUAAAAGGAUAU
This is a messenger RNA of Seminavis robusta, 1571 nucleotides long. NCBI's taxonomy places the organism in Eukaryota, Bacillariophyta, Bacillariophyceae, Naviculales, Naviculaceae. The record is from the annotation of a GenBank genome assembly.